Molecule: messenger RNA, 609 nt
Organism: Ambispora leptoticha
Lineage: Eukaryota; Fungi; Glomeromycota; Glomeromycetes; Archaeosporales; Ambisporaceae
Source: the annotation of a GenBank genome assembly
AUGAGAGCGGAUAAAUCUUCAAUGAUUGACAAGUUUUACCUUGAUAAACAUAUUUUCCGAUUCAACUUUUACCACGAUGAUGACACAAAUCCCAAUGACACGAAGAAGCUUCAAGAGGCGACUAUUUUAGGAACUAUAGUGAUGGUCAUGUGCUGGGUUCAAUUCUUUUUACUGGCUUUGACGAUCGUCAUUAAAUUCACCGAGAAACCGUCACAGAAUGAUCAUCCAAGCACAUAUGACAAAGAUGCAACUGAAUUGGAUCUUGAAGCGACGGAUAAUUUGACACUAGUGCUGGACACUAUGGACGAGAAAGGUCAGCCGAAAAUAUCCAAAAAUAAAGUUGGAAAUCUAAAAAAACAGUCGAUAGAAGAGGAAUAUGCAAUGGCUAAAUAUAAUUUCCGAAAUCAGGAAGACACGGAUUUCAAAUUUAAGAUUGGCGAUAGAAUUCGUAUAGUUAAACGAACCAGAAAAGAGAGUGACUGGUGGACAGGAGAAUUCGAUGGUAAAAUUGGACAGUUCCCUGAUACAUCAAAACUUCAAGGACGCAAAAUGGAAUUUUGUACAGAUGAAAACAUUUUGGCUAUUAUUAAAAGUCUUUUAUUUUUGUAG